Messenger RNA from Misgurnus anguillicaudatus (oriental weatherfish), 3343 nucleotides. It is a transcript of the gene bap1, whose product is annotated as BRCA1 associated deubiquitinase 1. Lineage: Eukaryota; Metazoa; Chordata; Actinopteri; Cypriniformes; Cobitidae. Gene Ontology annotation, cellular component: cytoplasm. The record is from RefSeq and is a predicted model, not a curated record. Gene Ontology annotation, biological process: ubiquitin-dependent protein catabolic process; protein deubiquitination. Gene Ontology annotation, molecular function: cysteine-type deubiquitinase activity.
UGGGUGAACUAACGUUACCCCUUUAACGGGAUUUCCAUCGUAGACUGCGGCGCCACCGCGCGCUUCUUUGUUGUAUUACAUAACGCCUUAUGUCGCAAUGUAAAUGACGUAAUCACCCGGCGACUUCCCUGCUCUUUAUUGUGUUUACUAGCCGUCCACAUCGUCCAAAGAUGCCUCGAAUAUGUGCUAACAAAUAAUCUGUACGCAUUUUUGUAACGUUAUGGAUUGGUGGAUGAUUUAGCGUCGACUCUGAUAUCUGCAAAAAUGAACAAAGGUUGGCUGGAGUUAGAAAGCGACCCGGGGUUAUUCACACUCUUGGUGGAGGAUUUUGGUGUGAAGGGUGUUCAGGUGGAGGAGAUCUAUGACCUACAGAGCAAAUGUCAUAGUCCCGUGUACGGCUUCAUCUUCCUCUUCAAAUGGAUCGAAGAGCGAAGAUCUCGGCGCAAAGUCUCCACGCUGGUGGACGAAACCUCUGUUAUCGAUGAUGAGAUUGUUAAUGACAUGUUUUUUGCACACCAAUUGAUCCCAAACUCGUGUGCUACUCACGCCCUGCUCAGUGUGCUUCUGAACUGCAGUGGUGUGGAGUUGGGAACCACUUUGAGUCGGAUGAAAGCUUUCACCAAAGGCUUCAGUCCUGAGAGUAAAGGUUACGCCAUUGGAAACGCUCCUGAACUAGCGAAAGCUCACAACAGCCAUGCAAGACCGGAGCCUCGUCACCUGCCAGAGAAACAGAACGGCAUCAGUGCCGUCCGCACGAUGGAGGCGUUUCACUUCGUCAGUUACGUGCCGAUUAAAGACCGACUGUUUGAGCUGGAUGGACUAAAAGCGUACCCCAUCGACCAUGGGCCGUGGGGAGAAGAUGAGGAGUGGACGGAUAAAGCCAGACGAGUCAUCAUGGAGAGGAUAGGACUUGCGACAGCAGGAGAGCCGUACCACGACAUCCGCUUCAAUCUGAUGGCGGUGGUUCCCGACCGCAGGAUAAAAUACGAAUCCAAGCUGGACGUCCUGAAACGAAACAGGCAGAUUAUACUAGAAGGUCUCCAGCAGGUUAGAGACAAGAAAGUGAUACGGGUGUCCCAACAGGAGUCAGGCCAAGAUCGUAAACAGCAAGACUCCUCCUCUUCUGAAGACACGUCCCCCGCUGUGAAAAAGGAGGAGGGGUCUGAUGCACAGACAGCGUUGGUUACGGAGCAGGCUCCGCCCACAGAAACUCAGGAAGGUGCCGCUGUACCAAGCCCUGCUAGCAAAGGCAAAACCAUGGCUAAACCCCCUGCCCCGCCCACAGGGGGUGCUCCACCGCAAGCCCCUCUGCCUGUUGCCAGCCCCAACCCCAUCGUCCAGCGUCUGCCAGCCUUUUUAGACAACCACAACUAUGCCAAGUCUCCUAUGCAGGAAGAGGAGGACCUGGCUGCCGGUGUUGGCCGCCCACGUGUCUCCGGCCCUCCUCAGCCCACAUAUUCAGAUGAUGAUGACUAUGAUGAUGAAGAAGAGGAGUGCAGCACUACAGGUGCUUCCAGCAGGUUCCGGCGCAAGACGAGUCUCCGCCCUCGAGCCGUGGGCCGAGGCGGGGUGAGCGGGGUUACAGCCAUGGAGGGUCAGCUGGCGCUCAGCGUUUUAGCUGAAAAACUGAAGAAGGAAGCUCAGAGGAAGGACGCCAGCGGGUCUGCGACUCUGAACGUGCGCACCGAGGGUCGGACGGGCGGGAUCAGCAUCACCUCCGCCUGCCAGCCAUCGCCCACGCCCAGUAACGAAAGCACCGACACGGCAUCGGAGAUCGGCAGCGCGUUCAACUCGCCGUUACGCUCGCCUGCCCGUUCGCAGGCCGCCACGCGUCCCUCCAGCCCCGUGGCGUCCCACCUCAGUCGCGUACUGUUUGGGGAGGAUGAGGGGCUGCUGAGGUUAGAUGCGCGACACAACCGUGCCGUUCGAGACUUGGGGGCAAUAGUGAGCUCUACGCUACUGCAUCUCCUGGAGGAUAGACUUGUAUACGCAAUGCCUCCUACAGAAACAUUGGAAGGGUUAAAAAAAGAGGACGGUGUGGUGGAGAAAACAGAGAAGGAGGAGGCGACGGCUGCAACAGAAGGGGAGGAGGAGGUAAAAGAGGGACCAUCGGUGGAGGUGAAGCAGGAGGACAUUAAAGAAUCCGCAGACGACAAACCCGACAAAGAAAAGUCGUCCGUUGACCCGGAGAGCAACAGCAAACCUGCUGGAGAAAAAUACACACCAAAAGAGUUACUGGCCUUGCUGAAGUAUGUGGAAGCAGACAUCGGCAAUUAUGAAGUGUGUUUAAAAGAGGAAGUGGAGAAAAGAAAGAAGUACAAGAUCGAUGACCAGAGAAGAACUCACAACUACGAUGAGUUUAUUUGCACCUUUAUCUCAAUGCUGGCGCAAGAAGGUAUGUUAGCAAGUCUGGUGGAGCAGAACAUCUCCGUACGUCGCAGACAGGGCGUGAGCAUCGGCCGACUCCACAAACAACGCAAACCUGAUCGACGGAAACGCUCGCGGCCGUACAAAGCAAAGCGCCAAUGAAAGCUUGAGAAGAUAUAAACGGUGUCCCCUUCUGUAAAUAUUGAACAAUUGCCGAAACAUCAUUCAGAGGUUCUUCUGAAGACUGAAACUAUACCGAGACACCUCAUUAACAGUGUUAGCAAUGAUACCUGUAAAAAUAUUAUUCUUCAAAUUUGGUUGUUUGACAUCAUCUGCCCAUUAACAUGCAAAAAAAAAAUUAAAAUGCUGGCGAUACUCAAGAGAUGUUUUGACCGUUCAGCUUGACAUUUCUGUGAUCUGUUCGCAUUGAACCGCACCCCUCAUUGCCAAAUACAAAUAUCUUGUACUGUAUCAAACUAAUUGUAAACCAGCAAUCAUGUGGGCAUCCCACUGGGAAAAUUAAAUCCCCAUCCAUGGGUGCUUGGAUUGAGUGCUGGAAUUAUUCAUGGUCUGGAGCUGUAAGAAAUUUACAGCAAGGACUACCAGAGCAUUCGAUCUUCAGUAGUCCAGAUUUACGAUCUCAGUACUGUGUAUCAUGCUGUGUGCUUGUGAUGAAACUAAAUGGACCAAUUGCCAAUCAGAACCGUUGCUUUUUGUAGUGAAAAUGCGGGUUUGCGGUCAUCUGUUCUUUUCAUAUAUGUUUGUAUACAAAAACAAGCUGUGGUUGAUACUGAUACUUUAAGAUGUUUUAAGAUUGUUAACCUUACCUACUGAAAAUACAGCUAAAACCAGCAUACAAUCUUGGGUUGGUCUCCUAGCCUGGUUUUAGCUGGUGUAGCAGGCUGGUUUUCGAGGGUUUUUAGCUGGCUGAAAGACCAUCUGACCCACCAGCUUGAACAGGUUAGAAGCUGGACUA